This is a messenger RNA of Salvia miltiorrhiza (redroot sage), 1378 nucleotides long. RefSeq lists its product as uncharacterized. Bases 403 to 1002 code for a protein of 199 amino acids. Lineage: Eukaryota; Viridiplantae; Streptophyta; Magnoliopsida; Lamiales; Lamiaceae. The transcript has 6 exons. The record is from RefSeq and is a predicted model, not a curated record.
GAAUUCAAAAUUCCACAUUUAAAUAAGUUCUUCAUUGUUGUUGGCAACAACUCCGCUCAACUUGAAUUUUUUAUGCUUUAAAUAUAGUAGGCUAGUAGCUGUAGACAAGACAGUAUUCUAUAAUAUAUACGUACAUAUUAUGUGUGUGUGUGUUUUUUUUGUUGCAUCUAAUGAUAAUUUGAUAUACAAAUAAUGUUUAGUAUUCUUAUUAAAAAUAACACUUAGUUUUGAUGUUUGUCACGGAUUGGGUGUAGGAGUUAAUAGUACAUGAAAUGAAAUGAUGCUUCUAUUCCCGCUACAACCAUUAUCGGCCACUGCCCUUCGCGACGCCGCCACCGUCUAGUUUCUCCAGCCGAAAAGCUAACAAAUCUUCCUAUUUGGGACGGUUUCGAUUGGGGAAGAAUGGACUCAAUAGUGAAAAAAUAUCAGCAACGAUUUCAGAAAAUUAGGGAGGAGAUGAACCGGUGGGAAGAGCUCCAGUCUCAGCUGAUUUCCCAAUUCUCUAAUGCAUCUUCCAUCAUCCAGAGGUUGCAGGUUAUCCGAGAUUCGCAAAACUAUGGAGCUUUGAGAUGUGUGGAGGGCAUAGAAAGUGUUUUGUUGGCAAAACAGAUGGAUUCCCUCCAAAUCAUCUUCGUCUCCAUCAACAACACUAUGAAAGAAUUUUGUGGGAUUGUUUCUUACCUUGAGAAGGUAGUUUGUGACAGCAAGCAACUUGUAAAAGUGGGGUCUGCCCAGAUGACUACAAAACAGUUGAAGCAACGCAUUGGAGUAAAACCAACUCUUGCAGAUUGUUUAGAAGGAAUUAGGCUUGUUGAAGAAAUGCAUCAAUCAGAGUACCUUCUUAAAUUAUCUGUGGUAUCAGCACUUCCCAGUAUUGCAUUGAAACCCAGUGCAAGUGGUGACUUAGGGGCACUUCAUCAGCUCCUCGUCGAUCAACCUAAUAUCCCCCGAGAGGAAGUGCAAUACAUAUACGACAUCAUAUUUGCUGAAAACAUUUCUUGAAGUGUUACUACAUGGCUGAUCAUUGCAUGUAUAAGCUCUGUCGAACUCUCAAGAAGGAAAGAAAGGUUGAGGGCCUUGAUCGAAGCAGUCAUAACUUGACAAAAAUGGUAAAGUCCAUCGACAUUUGGCUGAAAGAAGCAUUAUUGCAUGCUCCACACCUCAGACAGACUAGGCAAGUAUCUCUCUUUUGAGCAAUCUAAGGUUUGAGUUCGCGGUUAGAACUUGCUGUGUUUUUUAUGGUCGGAUGCAGUUUUUGGUUGUCGUGCUCAGGUAGUGAGAUCUGAGACCUAACCUAAUGGUAUGUAUGGUAGAGGGAGUCUGGAUUUUGUAGACAUCAAAGAUUUUGCGAAUAUGGGAUUUUUUUUGGUUGAUGAAA